UAGCAGUCAGUGUGAGCUAACGUGGAGCUGUACGAAUUUUUAUGCUGUUGUGUUUGUAUGGUUAUAAAGGUCCCAGGCUGUAAAUAUUGCGUAGACUGCUCAGUUAUGGAGGCGAUAAUAAAUUCAAAAAUGGAAGAGCUGGAAGAUUUUUACGGUUUGCUUGGGUGCGACGAGUUGUCAACGACUGAACAAAUUACAAGUGAGUUUAAAGUGAAAGCCCUGGCUUGCCAUCCUGACAAACAUCCAGAAAAUCCUAAUGCAGUGCAAGAGUUUCAAAAAUUACAAGAGGCUAAAGAUGUUCUUGCAGAUGAAAACAAAAGAAAAAAAUAUGAUCUGUGGCUAAGAAGUAGAAUCACUGUGCCAUUCAGUAAGUGGCAGGCCUUGGGUGACACAGCUAAAAUUUCAAUGCAUUGGACCAUAAGGACCAAGAAGAAGCCAAUGUUGGAAGCAGCAACAGAUACAACUGAAAUCUACAACGGUGAUUACAAAUUGUGCAGGACAAGUGAUUCUCCUUCGAGUCUCCUGCUGAAGUUUAGAAAUUAUGAAAUAUGAGAAACAUUUUUGGCUGAUAUUUGUGAUUUUGACUGAUGUUGGUGUGUAAGUAAGGGAUUUGUUUAUUAAGUGGGUGUCAUGUGCUGUGUAUCAAGUUUAUACAUACCCCAGAAAAAUUAUAUGUAAUACAACCCCAAAUCAGAUAAAGACAGUAUGAACAAUGUAAAUAAAAUGAAAAUGCAGUGUUCCUUACA
Messenger RNA from Trichomycterus rosablanca, 746 nucleotides. RefSeq names its product DnaJ (Hsp40) homolog, subfamily C, member 12 (gene dnajc12). The transcript has 5 exons. Bases 58 to 552 code for a protein of 164 amino acids. NCBI's taxonomy places the organism in Eukaryota, Metazoa, Chordata, Actinopteri, Siluriformes, Trichomycteridae. The record is from RefSeq and is a predicted model, not a curated record. Gene Ontology annotation, cellular component: cytoplasm.